Patiria miniata (bat star) is the source of this 2108-nucleotide messenger RNA. Its product is annotated as protein PML-like. Gene Ontology annotation, molecular function: ubiquitin-protein transferase activity; zinc ion binding. The transcript has a single exon. The record is from RefSeq and is a predicted model, not a curated record. Gene Ontology annotation, biological process: positive regulation of DNA-templated transcription. Gene Ontology annotation, cellular component: nucleoplasm; chromatin. NCBI's taxonomy places the organism in Eukaryota, Metazoa, Echinodermata, Asteroidea, Valvatida, Asterinidae. The coding region runs from base 1 to 2028 and encodes 675 amino acids.
AUGGCAUCAAGUGUUACAGUUCAAUCAGUGUUGGAGAAGAUUAGUGUGGAUCAUCUGGAAUGCUCCAUCUGCACCAACCGUUUCAGGCAGCCCAAACUGCUGGACUGUUUGCAUAGUUUUUGCCUGCAAUGCCUCCAAGAGCUCAGACAGAGCCAAGAUCCUAGUAGUACAAAGCUGACAUGUCCUCUGUGCAGAUGUGAAACCAUGUUGAAAGGGUCUGGGGUUGCUGAUCUCCCUAAUAACUUUGCCUUCAGUGCCAUGGUGGAGGAAGUUACAAUGCAGGAAAAGCUACUGGAAGGUCAAGGGUCAGAGAUCAAAUGUCAAGCCUGUGAUGAGGAGAAUCAGGCUAUUUCAAGAUGCAUGAACUGUGAUCAUUUCCUCUGCCAAGAAUGUCACAAGGCACAUGGACGAAUGAAUUUGAUGAUGAAAUCUCACAAAAUCUACACACUGGCUCAACUUCGAUCAGGAGAGAUUGUCUACAAGAGUAAACUAAGAGAACAAGUUCCCAAAUGUGGCGAGCAUCCAGAUCAGAAUCUCAAUGUCUACUGCAACACAUGUGAGCAAGUCAUAUGCACAACUUGCUCUGUACUUGAUCAUGCAAAACACACACUCACUGGAUUACCUGAGGCAGUAGAAAAAUGUAAGAAGAAGGUCACAGAAAUGGUCCGAAAAAGUGAGAGAAGAAAAACAGAAUUGGGCACCACCAUAGAAGACACAUGCAAAUCUUGCAAAGAGCUGGAAACCAUGUUUGCCAAAACUCAAAAGAAAAUCUCCAAAAAGGCUCAACAGAAGAUUACAAAGCUCCAACAGGAGAUUACAAAGCUCAAACAGGAGGUUGCAAAGAUCCAAAAGGAGAUAACAAAGAUCCAAAAGGAAGAAAAGAAACUGUUAAAAGAGACAGACAUGAUUUAUAAAGACAAACUCAAAGCUUUUGAAGCUGUUCAAGCAACCAACAGGAAAGAGGUGACACAGACAGAGCACAAGCUGGAGGAGGUCAAACAACUCAUGAAUCAAGCAAGUUGCUACGAGAUUCUUGAACUUCAGCAGAAGCUCUUGCAUAACCUCAGUGAAUUGACAGGGAAACAGCCACAGCAAGUUCCUGACAAGUUGACCUUCAUGGAUUUUGAAGAAGGUGAGAGGUCACUUGGGAGACUCAUUCUGAAAGAAGAGCCAAAGGCUGCAGCAAAGCAAUCAUCAAGACCUGCAAGAUUACUUGUGAAGGAGAAAUGGGAACUUAAGACUGAAAUCAAGAACUUUGAAUUAACAGAUGCAUUUAUUGCAAAUGCGGCACCAUGUUCUGAAAAUAAAAUACUUGCACUAGCUUCUAGAGGAAUUUUUGAAAAAAAAAUUGCACUAUUCACAGUUUCACUUCCCAACAGCCAACAUACACCGGCUCCUGUCCCACAAAGGCUUUAUAUCAAUGGCCUCACUGAAAAUGUAACAUGCAUUGCAGUCAGCAAGGAUGACAACCUCCGAGUUCUAAAUGGUCCAGUAGUCAAGGUCUUCAACAAGCAACAUCAGCUCCUCCACCAGUUCACACCAGGUAUAGGGUCAGACAGCCAACCAACAUGCCUUGCAUUGGAUGACAGCAAUCUGAUAGCAGUGGGUUAUGCAGGCAAGAAUGAGAUAUCUCUACACAACCCAGAUGGAUCCCUCAUCAGGAGACUGCCUGCUCCAAUGAUUCGAGGUAAUCUGACAAUGUACAAUCACCACCUUAUCUACACAAACCUGCCCAAGAAAAGGUUGGUAUGUGUAGACUACUAUGGUGCCAGUGUAUUCUCAGUAGACAUGUCCAGCAACAUGCAGUGGGGUGGGCACCCUACUGGUGUGUGCUGUGACAGUGAUGGCAGCAUCUAUGUUGCUGUGGUUGGAUAUCUAACAGGUGAUAUUCUGCAUUACAGUCCUGAUGGCAAGUACAUUGGAUGUGUGAUCAAGGGAUGUAGUAAUCCAUAUGGCAUCACAUUCACAUCAGGUGGUGAUCUAGUAGUGGCUGCAAACAAGUCUGUACAGGUCUAUCACCAAGUGUAAGGACAGAUUAAUUAUACUGGGGCUAUCCAGCAUAUCCACCAACCACUUCCAUCAGACAUUGAUCAUUGUUAUCACUGACA